Messenger RNA from Chelmon rostratus (copperband butterflyfish), 528 nucleotides. RefSeq names its product ladderlectin-like. Bases 72 to 470 code for a protein of 132 amino acids. NCBI's taxonomy places the organism in Eukaryota, Metazoa, Chordata, Actinopteri, Chaetodontiformes, Chaetodontidae. The record is from RefSeq and is a predicted model, not a curated record. The transcript is spliced from 5 exons.
GUGAUCUGCAAACAGCACAGGCGUUUUUGCCGUGUCUGUGACUGGAAACCUGGGAUCAGGACGGAGAGAAUAUGGCAAAAACCGCAUCAGAGAUGGUGUGUCCUGAAGGUUGGACGGGCUUCCACGACCGCUGUUACUACUACAACUACGACCCUCUGACCUGGCCUGAAGCUGAUGCUAGCUGUGCCGGUCUCGAUGCCAGGCUGGUCUCUGUCCACAGCCCUGAGGAGUACUCCUUCCUCUAUCAACAAACCGCUGUUAAUAGAUUUUCUCCAGCCUGGCUGGGUGGAUUGUACUUUGACGGCCAGUGGAUGUGGCUCGAUGGUUCCUGGUUUUAUCAGGGAUUUUUUGCUGAGACGUCGUCAUACAGCACUGCUCCAUGCCUUUCAACACACAGUUCCAAUGGUUGGAGCAAUUUCAACUGUGGCCAAAGCUACGCUUCGUUUUGUGUGAAGGACGUGUCUGUGUGAAGGAUGCACUUUAAAUCUGCAGCCCACACAGCACAGACACAGUAAUGGAAUAUUUCAG